Mangifera indica (mango) is the source of this 432-nucleotide messenger RNA. RefSeq lists its product as uncharacterized. The coding region runs from base 1 to 432 and encodes 143 amino acids. The record is from RefSeq and is a predicted model, not a curated record. The transcript has a single exon. Lineage: Eukaryota; Viridiplantae; Streptophyta; Magnoliopsida; Sapindales; Anacardiaceae.
AUGGCGAAUCCACAAGAGAAACUAGCGUCGAUUGACCAAACGACGCCGUUGGCAGACAAUUAUAAUCAUCUUGGAGAAAAUGAUCAGUGCACCGAAGAGGCGGCUGUGAAGACUUGCGGUUACUGCGGCUGUUUCGGAGAACUUUGCUUCACGUGGCAGCGAAGCAACACGAGUGGCUGUACGAAUAGAAGUCUGCUUCAUCGACGACAACAAGAAGAGGGGGAGAUGCGAGAAAGUUGGUGGAAGAAAAGAGUGAAGAAGGUGAAGGAGAUAUCAGAGUUUAUAGCAGGGCCAGAAUGGAAGACUUUAAUUAGAAGAAUUAGUAAUAGUCUAAAUGAAAUUAACAUGAAGAGAAAGAGCCAUAUGCAGUUUCAGUACGAUCCUCAAAGUUAUAGACUUAAUUUCGAUGAUGGGUCAGAUUAUGGUCUCUGA